CAUCUGUCUGGUGUUAGAAAAUAAAGUUGAACGGCGCGGCAGCGGAGCUUCAGGAGAGGCAUUGUUUUUCUCGCAGGAUGUCGCGUUAAUCUUAUUUUCUGUAAAUAUAUACACCCCAGCGGCUCCAUCAUGGCAUUAGUAAGCUGCUUUUAGCUUUAAGGAAGCGUUAACAUUAGUUAAUAUUAGCUGGCGCGGCUAUAUUUGGCUGUUUUUUUUUAUCAUUAGCUGUCGUCUUGUGGGCUAACUUUGUUCUUAAAUGGACGAACACAAGGAGAACAUUGAAGGGAAAUACGUGAACGUGAAAAUGUCAGAGGGAACCGAAGAGGGACAGACUAAACCCUGCAGCAGGAUUCAUCCCGACGAAGAAACCGCCCCCCAGACGUCUCAGUCCAACGGAGACUUCAGCCACCCGGUGUACAAGGAGAUCGCGCUGGCCAACGGCCACAUCAACCGCAUGUCCAAGGACGAGCUGCGGGUCAAGCUGGCGGAGCUGAAGCUCGACACCAGAGGAGUGAAGGACGUGAUGAAGAAGAGGCUGAAGAACCACUACAAGAAGCAGAAGCUGCUGCAGUCGGCAGCGGAGGGCGGCCCCACCGACACCUACUACGACUUCAUCUGCGUGGUGGACUUCGAGGCCACCUGCGAAGAGGAUAAUCCCCCAGACUUCCUGCACGAGAUCAUCGAGUUCCCCAUGGUCCUCAUCGACACGCACACCCUGCAGAUCACGGACAGCUUCCAGGCCUACGUGAAGCCGGAGGUGAACCCGCAGCUUUCUGACUUCUGCGUGAAACUAACAGGAAUCAAACAGCAAACGGUGGACGACGCGGAGCCGUUCCCGGACGUCCUUCACCGAGUGGUGGAGUGGCUUCAGGAGAGGGAGCUGGGGACGAAGUACAAAUACGCCAUCCUGACCGACGGGGCGUGGGACAUGAGCAAGUUCCUCAACAUCCAGUGUCGGGUCAGCAGCAUCCGCUAUCCUCAGUUCGCAAAGAAGUGGAUCAAUAUAAGGAAGUCCUACUGCAACUUUUAUAAGGUCCCGCGCACGCAGACAAAGCUGAGCACCAUGUUGGAGAAGCUCGGCAUGACGUACGAAGGCCGUCCUCACUGCGGCCUGGACGACUCGCGUAACAUCGCCAGGAUAGCCAUCCGCAUGCUGCAGGACGGGUGCCAGCUGCGCGUCAACGAGCGCAUGCACGGCGGCCAGCUGCUCUCCGUUCCCAGCUCGGCGCCGGUUGUAGGAGCGCCGCCGCCCCGUAAACCCAGCAGCAGAGAGUAGAGCUGCAAACUUGAACGCAACCAGCCUUAAAAUCUGUCUCCACCCGCGUCACUUGCAGAAAGAGAAAAGCACUUUAAAUUGAGCUUAAAGCUGUAAGUGGAGUCACUGUUAAAAGAGUUCAGAUUGAGCAGAUUUUGCAUUGAGGAGGUCUCACUCUGGCAGUUUUUUUUUUUUAACACCAGUUAAAAAAAUAAAUGGAUCAUUCCUGCAUGAUUCUGUUUGAGCUCCUUCAUUCUGCCUUACGGAGCAACAAAUACUCAGAAGUAAAUCUCUAUUAGCUCUUUAUGUUUUUAUUCAUACGGAUCCAAAUCAAAAUAGCAGCAAUUGUACAGGAACAACACAUCUUACUACUGUUAUGUGUCAUUUGAAACCAUACCACCACAUUUUUUCCACUUUCGUUUGGGAAAAAGUCCUGCAGGCUGUCGGUUUCUCCAUACAUUUUACGGAAAUAUUAAUUAAACCUCUUGAACAAC
Messenger RNA from Fundulus heteroclitus (mummichog), 1749 nucleotides. RefSeq names its product exoribonuclease 1 (gene eri1). Gene Ontology annotation, biological process: exonucleolytic trimming to generate mature 3'-end of 5.8S rRNA from tricistronic rRNA transcript (SSU-rRNA, 5.8S rRNA, LSU-rRNA). Gene Ontology annotation, cellular component: nucleolus; cytoplasm. Bases 257 to 1276 code for a protein of 339 amino acids. The transcript has 7 exons. Gene Ontology annotation, molecular function: 3'-5'-RNA exonuclease activity; nucleic acid binding. The record is from RefSeq and is a predicted model, not a curated record. Lineage: Eukaryota; Metazoa; Chordata; Actinopteri; Cyprinodontiformes; Fundulidae.